CGGAUCGCAUCCUCGAAUGCUGCUCCGUUUUCCAAUUUUCCGGAAGAAAAAUAACUGGCAUGCAGCCACCGUCCCAUUUCCCGCGGCCUUGUUCUUCCUCGCCCGCAUCCUUCGCAUCAAACUAUAACUGCAGGAUUCUGGGAUCGAAGUAAGAAUCCAGUCCGGGAUCCUUUCUACGGAGUAGAUGGCUUUAAUGGCGGUGCUCGAGUCAGAUCUGCGCGCCCUUUCCGCCGAGGCCCGUCGACGCUAUCCUGCGGUGAAAGAUGCCGCCGAGCACGCCAUCUUGAAGCUCCGCUCUUUAUCUGGACCUGGUGAGAUUGCUGACAAUGAGGACAUAGUGAGGAUAUUUCUGAUGGCAUGUGAUGCUAAAUCGGUCAAACUGAGUGUUCUCGGACUAGCUUGUUUGCAAAAGCUCAUAUCGCAUGAUGCCGUCGCAUCUUCUGCACUAAAGGAUAUCCUUUCCACUCUGAAAGAUCAUUCAGAGAUGGCAGAUGAUAGUGUUCAGCUUAAAACUCUUCAGACUAUAUUAUUAAUAUUUCAAUCACGUCUACAUCCUGAUAAUGAGGACAAUAUGGCUCAAGCUCUUGGUAUUUGUCUUCGCCUCCUGGAAAAUAGUCGUUCUUCUGACAGUGUCCGCAAUACCGCUGCAGCUACCUUCCGACAGGCGGUUGCUUUGAUAUUUGAUAAUGUCAAUCAUGCUGAAUGGCUUCCUGCUGGAAAAUAUGGUAGUCAGCUUUCUCGAGCUAAUUCUGUCACGAACAGUGUUACACAUAGCAUCAGCGAAUCAGAUUUUGUCAGGUGGUUAGAGACAAGAAAUAUUGCUGUUCAACCAAAUAAGAGAGAUUUUCUGAGCAAAACUGGGAAACUUGGGCUUUUUCUGCUUGAGGAUUUGACAGCUCUUGCUGCAGGUGGAUCUGCAAUGUGGUUACGGGUGCAUUCACUUCAACGGAUAUUUGCUUUAGAUAUACUUGAGUUUGUCCUGUCUCAUUAUGUCGCUAUAUUCCAAACUCUUCUAUCUUAUGAACAGCAGGUUCUACGGCACCAAAUAUGCUCUCUCCUUAUGACUUCUCUUCGGACAAAUGUUGAGCGGGAGGGUGAAUCUGAGGAACCUACUUUCAGGCGAUUGGUACUUCGCUCUGUUGCUCAUAUUAUUAAGUUGUAUAGUACAUCCCUGGUGACUGAAAGCGAGGUGUUUCUCAAUAUGCUGGUAAAAGUGGCUUGUCUUGAUUUACCGCUUUGGCAUCAGAUACUUGUCCUUGAAGUUCUGAGGCAGGGAUUUUGUGUAGAAGUACAGACACUGCGCCUACUUUUUAAGAACUUUGAUAUGGAUCCUAAAAAUACAAAUGUUGUGGAGAACAUUGUUAAAGCACUUGCUCGAGUUGUAUCAACCAUUCAGCUGGUAUAUGUGGUUCCAGAAUCAAGUGAAGAGAGCCUUGCUGCUGUUGCGGGGAUGUUUAACAGCAAAGCUAAAGGAGUUGAAUGGAGCAUGGACAAUGAUGCAUCUAAUGCCGCUGUUGUCGUUGCUAGCGAAGCCCAUGCUAUUACUUUAGCAGUUGAAGGACUUUUAGGUGUUGUAUUUGCAGUUGCUACUUUGACAGAUGAAGCUGCUGAUGUUGGUGAGAUAGAUUCACCUAAAAAUAAUAUAGGCAUGCCUUCAAAGUUCACUGGGGAAACAGUUGUUCUAUGCCUAUCCUUGAUUGAUUCAACAUGGUUGACCAUCCUGGAUGCUUUAUCUUUGAUAUUGACAAGGUCACAAGGGGAAGCCGUUAUUAUAGAAGUACUGAAAGGUUAUCAAGCAUUCACUCAGGCAUGUGGAGUUCUACAUGUAAUCGAACCACUGAACUCUUUUCUUGCAUCUUUGUGUAAAUUUACUAUAAAUAUUCCCACAGAGGGGGAGAAGAAGAGCAGUGUGGUACUAUCUCCUGGAUCAAAGAAGGCAGAGAGUUUAGCUGAUCAGCGAGAUAUUGUUGUCUUAACUCCAAAGAAUGUGCAGGCCUUAAGGACUCUUUUCAAUGUUGCACAUCGCUUGCAUGAUGUGCUGGGUCCAUCCUGGGUUUUGGUAUUGGAGACAUUGGCUGCUCUUGAUCGUGUCAUCCAUUCUCCACAUGCUUCUACACAGGAAGUUUCUGUUUCUGUUUCAAGGCUGCCGAGAGAAACAUCUGGGCAGUAUAGUGACUUUAACAUACUCUCUUCUUUGAAUUCUCAGUUGUUUGAAAGUUCAGCACUGAUGCAUGUGUCGGCAGUAAAUUCAAUUUUAUCUGCCCUGCGUCAGUUGUCAAUUCAGUGCAUUUCUGGAUAUCCAAGUGGUAUGGGGCAAGCUUUAAACCAGCAAAUUGGAAGUGUUGCAUUUUGUGUGGAGAGUAUUACAUCAGUUCUUGUGAAUAAUCUUCAUAGGGUUCAUCAUAUAUGGGAUGGGGUUGUUGGCCAUCUGCUAGAGCUUUUCAAAAAUCAAAACCAGCAAAUAAGAAACUUGGCCCUUGAUGCAUUGGAUCAAUCCAUCUGCGCGGUCUUAGGUUCUGAUCAGUUUCAAAGUUCCAAGGCCUCUGAACUUGAGUUGACUGCUACAGAGGUGAAUAAUAGUGUUGAUAAAGACAGACCAUUUGAGCAUGAGGCAUUGUCUCCCUUGAUAACUCUUUAUAAUUCAAGCCAAGGCCUUGAUGUCCAAGCAGGAGCACUGAAAAUAUUACUUCAUGUCUUGGAGAGAUAUGCAGACAAACUUCAAUUUUGCUGGUCUGGUAUACUUGAUAUGUUAAGGUCUGUUGCUGAUGCUUCAGAGAGGGAUCUUAUCCCGCUAGGAUUUCAGAACAUAAGGGUUAUUAUGAAUGACGCAUUAUCAACCAUACCAGUUCAAUGUCUUGAUGUGUGUAUAGAAGUCACUGGUGCAUAUGCUGCUCAGAAAACAGAGAUAAAUAUAAGUUUGACGGCUAUCGGACUUCUCUGGACUGCAACUGAUUUUAUCGCCAAGGGUUUAUCUCCUGCGAGUUCUGAAGAAACAACUAAUAAAAUCGUAAAUGAUAAAUCUGAAGCUGAUAAAAUUUCAAGGCAUACUGGAACUUUUAGUACUUCAGAAAAUGAACAGAUUGAGAGUAUCUCUAACAGCUUUCAUAACCCGAGACACUCCUUAAAAGGGUUUGACCGCAACAAAUUGCUAUUUUCAGUUUUCUCUAUACUUCAAAAACUUGGAUCAGAUGAGAGGCCUGAGGUAAGGAAUUCAGCAGUCAGAACUCUAUUUCAAACCCUUGGAAUUCAUGGGCAGAAGAUAUCGGAAAGCAUGUGGAAUUAUUGCCUUUGGACAUACGUAUUACCUCUCCUAGAAUGUGUUUCACACUUGGCAGCAACUUCAUCUAGUGAUGAAUGGCAAGGGAAAGGGAAAGAGCUAGGAACAAGAAGAGGAAAAACUGUACAUAUGCUCAUCCACCAUAGUCGUGAUACAGCACAAAAGCAAUGGGAUGAAACACUUGUUUUGGUACUUGGUGGAAUAACUCGAUUGCUACGCUCUUUCUUUCCUUUCCUUCAGAGUUUGAACAAAUUUUCCGCAGGAUGGGAGCUUUUGCUACGCUUUAUUGAAGAUAGCAUUCUGAAUGGCAGUAAGGAAGUUGCUGUUGCUGCAAUAAGCUGUUUACAGACAGUUGUUAGUUCUCAUUGUUCAAAGGGAAAUCUGGCACUGCCAUAUAUAAAAUCCAUACUUGAUGUAUAUGAGCUUGCGCUUGAAAGAUCACCAGACUGUAGGACUAACUCAGCCGUCAAGGUGAAACAAGAGAUUUUGCAUGGCCUUGGAGAUUUGUAUGUUCAAGCGAAGAGUAUGUUUGAUACUGACAUGUACUUGAAGCUUUUAUUGACUAUACAUUUAGCAAUUAAAUGUUCUAUGAUCCCUAGAGACGCGGACAGUGAAGUUGGAAUUCUAUCACCAAUUCAGCGUACUAUUUUGGAGAUUCUACCCCUUCUACGUCCUCCUGAACAUCUUUCUGCAGAAUGGUUUGCACUUCUCCAGCUGCUUCUCUGCUAUCUUCUCGGUUCUGAAGUUUCUAUGCACCAAAAGAAAGAUGAGGAACCAAAUACAGGCAUAAGCUCCAGAAGGGGUAGUGCUGCAAUGGGAUCUUUCACUUUUGCAGGCGUUAGCAACACUGAAACUACCAAAGAAACCUGGAUUAAAUCAAGCAGCAAUGUUUUCGGUGGAUCUGAACCUCCCAGUAUUCCUACUAGUGAAGCCACCCCCGAUGAGACUUCAGUAUGUAAUUGGAACCAUUUGUUUAUGGAAAAACUCAUACCUGUUAUAAUAGAACUCUUUCUGGCGGCUCCAUCAACUGAAAAGUGCAACAUUUUUCCUAAGAUUAUCAAAGGCCUUGGAAGAUGCAUGAAUACUAGAAGAGACAGUCCAAAGGGCUCUCUUUGGAGAUUGGCCGUUGAGAGCUUCAAUCGAAUCAUUAAUGGUGACUUGAUGGAAGCUGAUAACAACAUCAAAUUAGAUUCACACAUUUACAGACAUUCCAGAGCUCGCUUAUGGAAAGAAGUCGCUGAUGUGUAUGACUUAUUUCUUGUUGGUUCCUGCGGGCGCGCUCUUUCUUCGAAUGGUGCUGCAGAAUCUCUAGAGGCUGAUGAGGUGAUUGAAAUGAAUGUCCUAAAUGUUCUCGCUGAUAUGAUUCUUAAAGGACAAAUAGAUGCUCCUGUUGAGAUUUUACACCGGCUAGUUUCAACUCUUGAUCGCUGUGCAUCAAGAACAGGCUCUCUGCCGUUAGAGAGCCUUGGACAAAUGCCUUCACACUGCAGCAGAUUCUCUUUAAGCUGCUUGCAGAUGAUGUUUUCCUUAUGCAGUUUUCGUUUUGAAGAUGAUUGGCCUCCAGAACGGGCAACCAUUAGCUCCGUUUCAAUUGAUAUUCUUAUGAAGCGUUGUGAGAUCAUACUGCAGCAGUUUUUAAGUGAUGAAAACGACCUAGGGGAAAAUGCAUUGCCGGCAGUUAGAACCAAUGAAACAUUCUGUGUGCUGCAAGAGCUUGCUCGCAUGGUUAUUCAUUCUGAUACAGCUUCUGUUCUGAAUAUACCAGCACACCUCAAGGAAAAAAUUGAAAAUAGUGAGAUUCGUAGCUGCCAUGCUCAUCUAUUGGUUUUGUUUCCUUCAAUUUGUGAGCUAGUGGUUUCAAGGGAAUCAAGAAUAAGAGAGCUAGUUCAAGUCCUCCUUAGACUUGUUGCAGAGGAGUUGGGGUUACAGAAAUCAACUCAUGCAGAUUCAUGACCACAAAUCCCCUUCUAAACUUUUAUUCAUUUAUUGCGUGUAUGUUUUGUUCAUUCACUAUGUUUACUUUUUUAUGAUUACAUUAUUUUAAAAACUGAAAUAAAGAGAAAAUACAACUUUUCUU
Messenger RNA from Phalaenopsis equestris, 5354 nucleotides. RefSeq names its product protein MON2 homolog. The coding region runs from base 185 to 5230 and encodes 1681 amino acids. The record is from RefSeq and is a predicted model, not a curated record. Lineage: Eukaryota; Viridiplantae; Streptophyta; Magnoliopsida; Asparagales; Orchidaceae. The transcript has 43 exons.